Messenger RNA from Verticillium alfalfae VaMs.102, 4281 nucleotides. Its product is annotated as cell division control protein. Lineage: Eukaryota; Fungi; Ascomycota; Sordariomycetes; Glomerellales; Plectosphaerellaceae. Gene Ontology annotation, molecular function: protein serine/threonine kinase activity; ATP binding. The record is from RefSeq and is a predicted model, not a curated record. Gene Ontology annotation, cellular component: cytoplasm. The coding region runs from base 1 to 4281 and encodes 1426 amino acids. Gene Ontology annotation, biological process: protein phosphorylation. The transcript has 10 exons.
AUGCCCACACCGCUGCCGCCCUCGUCUGCUGAGCGUCAGUACCACGUCAAUGGCAGGGCGGCCGUGGUGGCCACCCGAGAGAGGGGCUCAAGCACCCCGCGGAAGGAAAGGCAGGGACAACGGGAGAGCUCCGCCUUGCAAGAUCCAGGCCUGAAGGAUUACGCAAGGGAGCCUUUGGAUCUGUUUACAAAGCGUUCAAUUGGGGCACAGGCGAGGCUGUGGCUGUCAAGCAGAUCAAACUCGCAGACCUCCCCCAAGAGCGAACUCCGCAUGAUCGAGUCCGAGAUCGACUUGCUUAAGAACCUUCAUCACGACAACAUUGUCAAGUACCUCGGGUUCGUCAAGUCGGUUGACUGCCUGAACAUCGUGCUAGAAUACUGUGAAAAUGGGUCCCUUCACUCGAUAUGCAAGGCAUAUGGAAAGUUUCCCGAGAACCUCGUCGGUGUUUACAUGACCCAAGUCCUACAAGGACUUCAGUACCUUCACGAUCAGGGUGUCAUUCAUAGAGAUAUCAAAGGCGCAAAUAUCCUAACAACCAAGGAUGGGACUGUCAAGCUUGCGGACUUUGGUGUUUCGACAAGCACGUUGGCGAAUGGUCAGGACAAAGAAGCACAGGUCGUUGGAACACCGUAUUGGAUGGCCCCUGAGAUCAUCCAACUAUCUGGAGCCAGUCCAGCGUCUGAUAUUUGGAGUGUAGGCAGUACCGUCAUCGAGCUGCUCCAAGGAAAACCGCCCUAUCACAACCUAGCUGCCAUGCCGGCAUUGUUUGCUAUCGUCAAUGACGACCACCCGCCAUUGCCUGAAGGAAUCUCUCCUGCUUCGAGAGACUUUUUGAUGCAAUGCUUCCAGAAGGACCCCAAUUUGAGAGUAACAGCUCGAAAGCUUCUUAAGCAUCCAUGGAUCGUGGGAUGCCGCAGAAGUGACGCGCCUGUUUCAAAAACGCCCUCAAAUUUCAACCAGGCUGUCGAAGAGGUGAAGCAAUGGAACAAGGCACUCAAGUCCUCAGAGAGCUCUCUGCGAGCAUCUACUGGUUCUGAUGGUGGCGUGGUAGGCUUUUCUGGCCAACCGUCAUCAAGAUUCAAUGCAGGCGAACCGCAGCGACCGGGCUUGACAAACCCGGCGAAGGGUCCGUUGUCCUUAGCGAAACCCAGGCCAACUGCUGAAGCAUUCAGAUCGCCCGAGCUAGCCGAUGACGACAAUUGGGAUAACGACUUUGCCACAGCAAUCUCCCCAACCGCGUUGCAACUACCUCAUUUGAAGCCGCAGGAUAAUUUUGGUGGUCUCCUUUCUGCUGAUCGACUAAAAGCCUUCGCUUCAACAGUGGACAAUCGAAACGAUUCGGGGAGCUACGAUGACGAUUUUGAGGGGGAGCUGAUGACCAUCAAAGGGCCACAUCAAUUCAUGGAUGCUGACUCCCAGGAGAAGACAAUCCGUCCCCUACCGCGGAAGAGGAGCGACAAGCUUCCAGAUCCGACGAAGCAGCCUUCACCAAGGAAGUCGAGUCCACGAAAGCAUGGCCGUAAACCCUCCCAGACCAAAUCAUCCGGCAAGCCACAGUUGGGUAACAGUAGGUUCGAGCUUCCGUCACGACCCGAUUUGAUGUACCGUGAACAAUCGGUGGAGGACUACUCAGACCUGUUUUUCGACAACGACAACGUAUUCAACCAAAGGGUCGACCCGUUUGCGAAGAAGGGCGACGCUCCACAGCUUUUCCACCCAUCUGAUCUCACGAGCCUGCCUCGCUCUUCUGAACCACCUGUCGGUGGCAGCAUGCGAAGGAAGGUCCCCUCGCGUCCUUCAGUCCUUCCUGACCGGCCGAUGCGCAGGACGAGGUCGUCCAUCGAGAUCCAAAAGUUUGCCGAAAACGAAGGUGACGAGGAUUUCUCUGACAUCUUUGGUCUCGAAGAUCAGUUGACGGAGAAGGACGAGAGCGACCGUGGAUCCGAGGAUGGCGGCCUGAUGCUGUUGUCCAAGCUUUCCAACAACUCGUGGCUCGGCGAUGAUGAGGAUGAGGACGAUCCCUUUGCAUUCAUGGAUCCUGGUUGGGAUGAGAUGGAUCUUGAGGCGAACAUUGCUCGCGACCGGCAUGCACGAUUGGCAGAGAAAGUCGAGGAGCUCGUACGGUCACUCAAGACGACAGAGGGUGAAGAGAAGCUACUCGUUUUGUCCGAGGAUCUGCUUGCAUUACUCUGGGAGAACGGUGAGGUCAAAGAUCUGAUCAUCAGCGCUCAUGGUUUGCUUCCUAUCUUGGAAAUAUUGGAACCGUGCACCGUAAAAAGCAGGCAACACAUGAUUCUGCAGCUACUCAAAGUGGUGAAUGCUAUUAUCCUGGAGGAUGUUGAGAUCCAGGAGAACCUCUGCUUUGUCGGUGGUAUCCCAAUCAUAACCAAGUUCGCCGCGCGGCAAUACUCAAACGAGAUUCGAGUUGAGGCGGCCGCAUUUGUCCGGCAGAUGUAUCAGACCUCAACACUAACACUACAGAUGUUUGUAAGCGCCGGCGGUCUGAAUGUCCUGGUGGAGUUCCUUGACGAAGACUACGAUGAUGCGAAAGAUCUCGUUCUCAUUGGUGUCAAUGGCAUCUGGAACGUUUUCGAGCUCCAAGGGCCCACACCCAAGAACGACUUCUGCAGGAUCUUCUCAAGGAGCAAGAUCUUGUAUCCUCUUGCCCUGGUCCUUCACCGGGUGCUCGAUGAGGAGGGCGAGGAUGAGCUGUCGGAGCUGGUUGAAGGUCGGAUCGUCAAUAUAUUCUACCUCUUUUCUCAAGCGGAAAACUACGUUAAGGAGGUGGUGGCCGACCGACAGGUUCUCAAGAGCGUCCUGAAGGAUCUGCGACGGAUGACCCCUAUCCAUCAGAUCACCAUGCUCAAGUUCAUCAAAAACCUAUCAAUGUUAACGACAACCUUGGAGUCGCUCCACUCUGCCGACGCGAUAGAGUUCCUCAUUGACCUGCUGAGCUACACCAUGAAGAGAGGGCAGGAGCAUUUCCGCGAAACAUCAAAUCAGGUCCUCAACACAAUGUUCAACCUCUGCCGCCUCAACAAGGAGAGGCAGGUUGAUGCCGCCGUCGGAGGCAUCAUUCCCUUGCUCAUGCGGAUCAUGCAAACCGAUAGGCCCCCGAAAGAAUUUGCGUUGCCCAUUCUGUGCGAUAUGGCUCAUUCCGGCAGCAAGGGCCGAAGGUACCUGUGGCAAAACAAGGGUCUGGACUUCUAUGUCUCGCUGCUGGCCGAUCAGUACUGGCAAGUCACUGCUCUGGACGCCAUUUUUGUAUGGCUGCAAGAGGAGACGGCAAAGGUAGAGAGUCAUCUCCUUGACGGCAAGUUUACCAACGCCAUUGUCGCCUGUUUCGACACAAAUAAGAUCAAUACGUUUGAUUCGAACCUGCUGGAGCCUCUACUGAAGCUCUUGCGCUUGAGUCCCGCCAUAUGUGGUUCACUGGCGAUGCCGGAGAUGUUCGCUGGAAUCGGUCAGAGGCUCGGCCACAAGAAGGCUGUGGUGCGCCUGAACCUGUUGCGCCUCGUACGAAACAUUAUGGACACCUGCGAGAUGGAUGCAAUGGGGACCGGCAAUGGCAGCAGCAGCCUCAACAGCAGACAAGUGCAGUCUCUGGUGGGUGCCAUUCAGACCCUGGCAGACAAGGACUCGGCUGUCUUGGUUCGCAACCUGGCUUCAGAACUGGUCAGGUCGCACGUCGAAGGUGAUACGUACGAGGGCAUGCCUCCCGAACGCAAAGGCUCCGCAGGGUCGAUAGCUUCGCGCCGCUCCGGGUCUGGUCUCAGGCGGACAUCUUCCUACACCCCCCCUGGCCUCCACUCUGCCGUCUCUAUGCCCCCGACGCCGACAUCAUCGAGCCAUUCCCGCCACCGAACGUCCCACCAUCCCUCCCUGUCCGGCAACGCUUAUAUUGAAGUUGCUGCAAGCCCACGUCGGACCCCGGUGACUGGAACACAGGAGCGCGAGUCGAUUCUCUACCGGCCCCGCAGCCGGGACGGUGCAACUGCGAUACCCCGACGAGUCAGUGGCGAUAUGUCAUCGGGUACACCCACCGGCUCAGGCUCGAAGAGCCGUCUGCCCCGGACGUCAACGAGCUUUACGCGACCCAACAGCCUCUCAGCGCAAUCGCCAGUGGUACGAUCAGACAGCAACAACUCGAAUAAGGAAAACUAUAGCAGGAAUGCCUCGGCGGUGUCAGCGCCUGCUUCGACACCGGCACCCGCGUCCAGCAGCUCAGCUGGCAAGAGACGCAACAGGGCUCCCAGCUCUGACAUGAAAUGGUCUUCAUAA